Neurospora tetraspora is the source of this 1246-nucleotide messenger RNA. RefSeq lists its product as uncharacterized. NCBI's taxonomy places the organism in Eukaryota, Fungi, Ascomycota, Sordariomycetes, Sordariales, Sordariaceae. The transcript has a single exon. The record is from RefSeq and is a predicted model, not a curated record. The coding region runs from base 349 to 1098 and encodes 249 amino acids.
CAGCGACAGUCCAUGAUAUUGCAUGAAGACGACGGGUGGUGAGCACGAAGCAGGGAAGCCGUCCCGUUUAUUGAUCGGCUAUGUCACUCCCGGCAUGGGAUGUGUAAGAAACCACCCAGAAAAAGGAAGGCAGCCUAUGAAACCAAGAUUGUGUUACCCAAGAACCCUCGAUGAGAUGGUUUUGGGAAGACUCUGACCAUUCAAGAGCACGGUAUGUCUUGAUAUGACGGACAAAAGUCCCAACACCUGCAGUUCUUCUCCCCACGAUAGAAAUGCAAGCGAUUCCGCUUGGGGAGGACUCUGAGCCGCUAACACUAACCAGUGGCAAGCAGAAUCCAGAAAGAGGGGAUGAAAGGUCAUGGCUUGGCCCGGGGCAGCAAUGCCGGUAAGCAGGGUUCAGGAAUUUGGUUCGCGGUGGAGGGCGGCAAGCCGUGGCGCUCUGCGACUUGCAUUUCAGCCCGCCCAGAUCAGGAAGUGAUGGCAACCGUUCUCAGUCCAAACAUCAAAAAGUGUGGGUGUCCGGCGGGUCAUUGUCAAUGUUCGGGUGUUGAAGGCACGCGGGUGGCUACCGGCCAUCUCCGUUUCAUGGCCCAAAAGAAAUCGGAGAGUCCACAAAGGGGCGAUUGCAAUGAAUCGACCUUCUUCUGUCCGUCACCAUCACUUGAUGGAAGCUGUUAUCCUCACGCCCCCGUCAGCAGACCUAUUGUUGAUUGGGCUGACCAAUGUACAUGGCAACUCGUUCGUCACUCUCCUUCGCACGGUGUGUCUAGAGGUCACACAUUUCGACAAUUUGCUCCCCUUCCCCUCUUUGUAGUCACUCUCGCCGCUCUCGAGCGUCUCGGGUUCGCAUGUCUUGUUUUCGCUUCGGUCCUCGACAUGCCCCUGCGUCCAUGUGUAGGUCGCUACCCGAAGGUGAAGAUAUAUCGUCAGAUAACUGGACUGUGUGCGAUCUUGAGUAUUGCUUUUCUGGACGGCGAGUGUGGAAAAAGAGCCAAAACCAUUGGCACAAAGGCUCAGUGCACCCAUAACUGCUCAUUUCACGCAGUGAAGGCUUGCAGAUUGGCUGAGGAGACCGGCCGCCCAUCUAACUGCCGCUGAAGAGUGUUGAACCGGCGGGCUUGCGGACUUGUGAAGCGUCCAUGCUGCCAAUGGAAACUGAAUGCCCCCCCAUGGGGCUUUCAGGAUGAAUCGAGUACGCUGCUAACGCCCCUUCUCGAAUAUGUGUGGUGUGGGAGGUAUGGUAAGC